Pocillopora meandrina is the source of this 12050-nucleotide messenger RNA. NCBI's taxonomy places the organism in Eukaryota, Metazoa, Cnidaria, Anthozoa, Scleractinia, Pocilloporidae. The record is from the annotation of a GenBank genome assembly.
AUGUCUGAUUUGGUUUUUAGGAAUGAAAUUAAAAUCCUCAACAAGAAAAAUGCGGUUUUGACAGCUCUUGUCGCUUUGGAAGGCUCUUCAGGACCUAUAGCACUCUUGGUGUCUGUCCUGACUUUUUUAUUAACAGGACAUACCCUAACACCUGUGAAUGUCACCAUGCUACUCGCUUUCAUUGGUGCUCAAAGACUAAAUCCUUGCUGUUUCUUGGCCUAUGGUUGGCUGCAAAUAUACGAAGCUUAUGUAUCGCUUCUUGGAAUAGAAGAUUUCCUCCUCUUAAAAGAUUUGCCUGCAGUCUCAUGUGAUCACACGUCUGACAAAAGUAAAUCUGAAUUGAAAGAGUUAAAAAGCGGAUUGAAGGAUCACGAGGAAAGAGUCGAAGUUAAUCACUUUGACGAUGCAAUUGAUGAGCGGGGCAUGGCAAUAGAUUUGUGUGUGUCGAGUUUGACAUGCAUGCAAGUCGGUCGAGAAGAGGAAUAUAUCUUAGAAAAUAUCGACCUUAUAACAGAAUCUAAAGGCUUGACAGUUAUUACUGGACCAGUGGGAAGUGGGAAAUCUACUCUUCUCUCAGCCAUCGCCGGAGAGGUACCAAAAAAAAAGGGAACACUGACUCGCCCAGAAAAACUUGCUUAUGUUCCACAGAUUGCAUGGGUCUUCUCCGGGACAAUUCGGGAAAAUAUCUUGUUUGGUCUGCCAUACGACGAGCAGAUGUAUAGGAAAGUGCUCCGAGCGUGUGCACUUGAUAAGGACAUGCAGGAAAUGCCUGAUGGAGACUUAACUGUUGUUGGAGAACGCGGUGAAGUUCUUAGCGGCGGUCAGCAGGCAAGAGUAAGUUUAGCUCGCGCUGUGUACGCUGAUGCAGAUCUUUAUUUGUUGGACGACCCUUUCAGUGCUUUGGACUUUAAAGUUGGUCAACACAUCUUUGAAAACUGUAUUCAAGACUUCCUGGGCGACAAAACCAGGGUAUUAAUCUCUCAUCAAGAGCAGCACAUGAAAGAGGCAACUGAAGUGGUAGUCUUAUACAAAGGCCGUGUUUUAGGAAGGGGAACUUUCACUGAUCUUCAAGGGGAAGGUUUUCUUAAUACGACUGUUAAUCCACUGCAUCAGAAGGCUCCAAAAGAUUCGAAAUCCGACAAGAACUAUAAUGAACAAGAACAGAAGUUCAUCGAUAGUAGUGACGAAAAAGAUCCACCAUCUACUGGAGAGAAGGGCCUGACAAUGUCAGAUGAAGACCGUACCAUUGGAAGGGUGUCACCGAAGCUUUACUGGGACUACUUCAGUAGUGGAACUCACUCUAUGGGAAUCAUUGCUAUGAUAUGUUUGUUCCCCAUUGCGCAAGGUAAGCCUUUCUUAUCUGAUCUGAUGGCCGACUGUACUUCAUGGAAAAUGCAAACGAACUAAACUUUAGACAAGAGACCUGCUAUAACCUAAUUGCUGUUUAUUAUCUUGCGGCGUUCGGAAUCGAGAUCAUCUAGAAGUAGAGUGAUUUUACAUGAGAAGAGAUUUCGUCAUGAUGGUCGAUAAUUUUACAAGUGAAGAGACUUCGUCAUGUUGGUCGAUAAACAAUAUUUUUCUUUAAUAACUUAUCAUUAUCUUCAUCAAUUAUUAUUUUCUGUUUUGUGUACGGAACGAUGUAAAUGUGUAAGUUUUCAUGCCUUGUUGUCCAUGACAGUACUUUACUCUAAAAGGCUAUCCAUGCAGUUGUGGAAGCGAUAGCAGAUUCUUUCGUGAUAUUAACAGCUGAAGACAAUUAAUAAAAAAUGAACCACGAUCUCAAUCAGUCCUACAUAAAGACCCCUUAUGCAUGAAGAUUUGCAUUUUUUAUAGCUUGUUUAUGGCUGAGGUAGUAGAAUAUGAGGGUGCACUUUGUUCUCCACGUCAAGGACAACAGAAGAGCAUGAACUCAUUCAUUUUAGUGGCAAAUUUCUGAAACCGUGAACCUAGGUUGACAGUAGAUCGAGAGAAAAUGAGUUACACUUGCUAUACUCGUAAAUCAAUAAGAGUUUUUGUUUUGAACUGAUGUGCCAAUGUCUUUCAAGUUAGAGGUGAAGGUUCAACCCUAGGUCGCUGUCAAUGGGUAGUGAAAGUUGUUGUCGUACUUGAAAACUAAUACACUUUACUUGCAGACAUGGACUUUAGAAAGACUAUCCAUUCAGUUAUUGCAAAGUUCUACUUACAUAUAGUCACCCCUGUAGCAUUAGACCUUGUGGAAACUUAAUUGGUUUGUUUUAAUUUCAGCAAUAAUUGUCUCUUCCGAUGUUUGGCUCUCGCUUAUGACGAAGAAGCUUCCAGAAGAUCAGAGAAACAAGAUAAACAUUAUCAUCUACACUUGUCUUGUCAGUGGGUGCGUUAUGCUCGCUUUCGUUCGAGCAUAUGCUUUCCUAUGGAUUUCUCUGAAAUGUUCUGAAAGUCUCCAUGACUUGAUGGUAGUAGCUCUUCUGCGAUCACCGAUGUUGUUUUUUGAUUCAAAUCCAGUAGGAAGAAUACUCAAUCGGUUUUCAAAAGACAUUGGCUGCAUGGACGAGCUUUUGCCUAAAGAGUUUCUAUUGUCAAUUCAGUUAUCAUUACUGGCUAUUUGUACGAUACUUAUACCAACUGUUGCAAAUCCUUGGCUCCUGUUCGUCAUUGCUCCGUUGAUGACUUUUGUGGCGUUCGUCUCCAAGUAUUACUCGAAAACUUCCCGAGAGUUAAAAAGGUUGGAAUCAAUUAGCCGCAGCCCUGUUUUCUCCCACAUAUCGGAGACUUUGAAUGGAUUGGACACAAUUCGGACAAGAAAUAGGCAGAGAGACUUCGUCCAUGAGUUAUACAGGUACGUUGGCGGCUUCUUUCUGUAGAAGUGACGCCUUGUUAAAAAAAGAAAUUUCUGGUUUGCACCUUCAAACAAACAAGUUGCGGAAACACGCUGAACAAUCACCAAUUUCUUUUCGUAGAUACCAAGAUACCCAUAAUCAGAUAUCUAUCAUGGUGAUGGCCAGUGCCAGAUGGCUCGGAGUGCGCCUAGACGUUGUUGCUUCCCUGAUAGUUGGUUCAGUUGCUGCAGUAACAGUGUUUGUGGCCCAAGAUGCCGGUGAGUAUUAAAGGAAAGGAAUUUUUUGGGUUCACUCUCAACAAACAUGAAAAGUCAUUAACUUUAAGUUAGAGAAAUAUUUGGUUUCUUAAUGAGAAGUUGACUUUUAGCAUCAUCAUUGUCAGCAUUCAUUAUCGUCGUCAUUGCCGUUGCAGUCACCGUUGUUGUUGUCUUCGUCGUCUUUGUUAUCAUUAUUUUAGGAAGUUUAAGAAACUGAAGACGAAGAGAACGACGAUGAGAGACGAAAACAAGGAAGUUGUUUUUGGCGGCAAAAGGAAACUAAAGCGACGUAGUUAUUUAAAGAUGACGGUGUUUGAAAUUUCGGUUAGCUUUGCUUCGUAUAAAGAUAUGACAACCUUCGGGCGCACUGAAAACUUUGCUUUUCUUAGUUAUUUCAUUUUUAAGUAUUUCUCCUAAAAGAAAAUCGAGCUCUGAAAUCUUAUCAUCGAUACCACUGUCUCUUUCUUCUUACAGUCGAACCUGUAUUAAGCGGCACCGUAAUUAGCGGUCACUAUGUAUGAAGCGGUCAGUUGUCUUACUGCCGAAAUUUUUACCCCCUAUUUACACGAAUUUUCACCUCUUUUAAGCGGUCACCUCUAUUUAGCGGUCGUGGUCACCUUUCACUGAGUCCCAUCGGCCUGUUUGUAUCGUCUUCCACUUGUAUCGAACAGUUCUUUAAAGCGGACCACUCAAAUAAGUCUAAGAAUAAUCCUCGUAAUAUUAAUCCAUAUUUAUCUCCCGUUAUUAAUGUUGAUUGUGUUGUUGAGCAAAUUUUUGUACAUUAAUUGGUCAAUUAUAGCACAUAAUUAUGGCACAUGAUGACCUUUUCUAUCGAUUCUUUAUAAUACCCAAUUCUGCUGUAUAAAGCGGUCAACUUGCACUAAGCGGUUACCAAGCCAUUUCUCGUGGGUGACCGCUUAAUACAGGUUUGACUGUUUUUCGAUUUAAUCCUGAAUUUGUUUUGUUAAAAGAUUGUAUCGGUCGUGGACUGACCUUCCAGUGACUAGGAACUUUCUCGGUGGUAUGGCAUUCACAUUAUCUGCGAAUGCUUCUCACUCUAGAUCUGAUUUAAGAUUUGUAACGUUCAAUUGCAAGAACAUCUAGGACGUAAUUCAGUACAUCAAGGUCAGUGUUCCAUUGUUCCGAAAUUUUUUUAAACUCGGUACCUGUAUUAACUGAUGCAACUUGAACGUCGUUAUAACAUUUAAAAUACCAAACUUUAGGUAAAUUAUGUCACAUCGAGGUAAAUUAUGGGUUGUACGUAACGAUUAUCUAUUCUGCACCAUUUUUGCCAGAUUUUCAAGGUGGAUAAACAAGUAAACAAAGCCUAAGCCAAACUAUAAUAUAUUGAUUUAGCCAAGCCUAAAAGCGGAGGUUGAAAAGUUUUAGAUGGUAUUUCCUCACGUUUGCCAUUAAUUGAAUUUACUGGAAGGUGGAUUUGUUGCAACAUGUUAACAUGAAAUGCAACAAUAAAUUUUAUUGAUGUGUAAAAGGUUUUCAUUUGACUAUCUACUGGCAAGUCUUGUAUUUUAUUUCAAUCCAACCAUUUUCCACAACUUGUAAGCACCAUUACAAAAUAAUUAGUCAGAGAAAUGGAAAAUUUGGAAAUGGAAAAGUCCAUAAUCAGCUGACAGGAUUGAGAAGGGUAUAAGUGGGAAUAGAAUCUCUUGUCUUUAUCAUUAAUUUGCUAAUUGCUCCUGUUAGCAAUGUUUUGAUGAGGUUGGCCUGUCAGGGCAAAGGAAAUGAGGAUUUUAGUCGGCAGUGACUUUUUCAAACCUGGAAACCAGCAUCAUGAAAGCCAGACUUGUGCCUGGUAACUCAUUCUUAUUCUGAUGAACUAGUUUUAAAAAGGAUACAAUAUUUUAUUACAUAAACUUGAUGCAUAGGCUAUGCACAAAACUUCAAUUUGACUUUAAUUUUAUAGCCAAUACCAAUCCUUAGACAUAAUAAUAUGUUAGGAAGAUCAAAGGAAAAAAUUAUGUGCCACACAUCUGCGAGAUUUCGUGUAAUUAUUUUAAUUUCAUGAAUAUUAACUGAUCUAGGAGAUAUAAGAAUAUUCAAAAGAGAAGAAAAUUUGAUUGAAAAAUUAGAAUUUAGCAUAGAUAAACAAGAUUCUUAGAAAAGAAAUGUGUACUAAUGAAAAAGCUAAGCAAAAUUUUUUACAAAACCUGCCUGUACCUGCACGGCACAUAAUAAAGUCAUUCAAAGUAGUCGUAAUCUCGGUUUUAUAUGUUGAAAACACAUGCACACGCAGAUUUCCUCUAAACUUGUAGUUCAAGCCUGCAAUGACUUUUAAAUUUUGAUGAAUACCUAAAAAAGAGAAGUUUCUAUUUAUUUAGUUUACAAGUUGGUUAGUGAGGUAAAAUUGAGUCAAACAUUCAUACGACGACAGGUUCAAGAAAUUUCCAUAACCAAUUGUUAAGGUUACCCUACCUGGAACAGUCACCUUCAUGAGCAAAUUAGACUAGGUUUGUACUGACGAUGCCCAAAAGAACUAUCUGUGGUAAGAGGGCAGGCUCUUUUUCAUUUAAAGAAAUACUGAGGUUAUCAUCUCCCCACAAGUUCAGUGCAAAGUGAGAGUGAAUAAGACUGAUAUUGACUAUGUUGGAUAAAUAUUCAGAGGAGGAUAAAAAGUAAGAUAUGGUCUGCGCAACUCUCUUAUUUUAACUUUUCAACCUUGAGAGCUAAGGCAUUUAUAUUCUUGCGUUGUGCCCUAUGUGGACGCCAAUUAAUUCAACUUUCAUACUUGAAAAUACGAAAAAAGGUUCUCUUCAUCUAUGAGCCCUAAACAUUAUAGGGGAGGAAGCAGGUCAUAGUAAAAACUUGAAUUAAAAUAGGAGGGCCCCCAUUAAUUUCAGUCCUAAUUUAAGGAGGAUCCUUGCUUUUCCAGAUUUCCAUCCUUUAAAACUCGCAUAUCUUGUGACCAAUUCCUUAGAUCAAUGUUUAGUUUGGGCAUAAGUAUUGGUAAGAAACACUAUGCAUUAAUGGAAGCUUGAGCAAGAGUGUUUAAUGCCAUCUAAAUAAUAAUAUUACAUGUUACAAUAUAGUAACUUACACAGCAAAUUUAUAUAAUCACACAAUUCCAAACGAAAGAAUCAGGUUCUUGACUCACCUGCCUUUGAGGGACUAAGGUAGAGGGAAAUAGAUAUGGUAACAAGUUACAAUUAAUACCAAAUUGAAAGUUUGAAAGCUAAAAGAUAUACAUUACAAUUAUCAGACCCUAUGCAUCCUGGCAAAAAAGGGUCAAUUACCACCAUAACUUCUCCCAAAUGUUCAUGCUUACAGGAAAUCACUAAUUUUUGUCACUAGGUGGUACUGUACUUACAAUACUUCUAUCAACACAAAUGUGUUUUUCUAAAGUUAUCUCAUAUCAUAUGACUGUACAGGUCAUGUGGAAGGUUCCUGCAUGGGGAAUGACAUUUCAAUUACCUCAGCAAACUUUAAUUACCAGAAUUGCAAGCCAAGCUGUAUUUACCAAGUGCUCAAGUUUCCAAAUCAGUCACCUAAUUGUUACAUUGGAGUUCACUCCUUUUAGAGGCUCUCUUCAGCUUGAUCAUCCUAUUACACGUGAAAAUAUCAAAUGUUACUAGCAUAUUAAAAUAAUUGUUCAGUCAUGGUACUUUUCAGCGCUAUUUUUUCAUGCUUUCUACUCGAUUCGUUCGAACUUCAGGAAAUGGUUUGUCUCACAAAACAUGGAGCCACUUUCUCUUCGCUCAACAUCUCGAGGCUCAGGUUAUGAUGAACAUCCUUGCGAUGCGAUAAUAUUUUCUAAUGCUGGAAACUGAAAAAUCAAUCUCUGAAAUUGCUUGUCAUCACAUUUUGCAAGAAGCGUCCGAGCUGUGAUCGUGUAAUUAAACGGGGUCCUGGCAAUUUGAGCUCACAAGCACGCUGGUAUGCAUAUGGUUAACGUAAAUAAUUGUUGUUUACAGUUUUCAAAUUCAAGAGCCAUUUUUGAGAGUCUGUUUCUGUAACCUUCCUGACUGUUUUCUGUUAAAUUCAUUGAGGUACAAUUUCGGAAUUUCGUAAUUGAUUAUAAACAAUAAAUUCGUAUUAGCACCAUAAUUUAGGGAAGUUUUCAUGACACAUUAUCAGUUUACAAUUUGUAAACCAUUUCUGAAACCUGCUUGGAUAUUUUCUUUUGAAUCAAUUGAAUCACACUCUUGAAAUUUCAUCAAUAAUUAAGAACGAUAAAUCCGUAUAUGUAACACAAGUGAAGCACCUUUUAAACUUUCCAUACGAUUUUAGGAAACUAUAAUUAAUUGACUCUGGAUAGAUUAGCCCGCGAUAACUAGUUGAUUAUUUCUAAAUUAUUAUUUUGUAGCCUCAAAAGCUUGGUUCAAGACUCUGGAGGUACUUAACUUGAUAUACUUAUUACACAAGGCAUCCUUCAAGGAGGAAGGUUGGAAUACAAUUGCUUUUAGGACCGUUUAUUGCACCCGGUUUACAUAUGUAGAUAAUUGCUUAAAAAUACCAAUUAUAGCUGUAUUCAGAGGCAUAAACAUAUAGGUAAUAUUUUUCUAAUUUUUCAAUAACCUUCUUCCUUUAAACCUUAUCUCCCAUGUGUGAUCAAGACAGAAUUUCUCCUUACAAUAUCAAUACAAUAUCAAGCAGACAAGUGAUGAGAAUAUAGAAAAAUACCAAUUAGGGCAGGGAUUAUUAGUUCAUCCAUAGCAAAUUCUUGAAACUAACAUCACAAGAACUAACUAUGUGGCAGACAGUAAGGAGAAUUGCUAAUAAGGUCUGGGAAGUUAAACGGUGAAUUGUGCUCCUGAAAUAGUGAAUGGUAUUGGAGAAAAAGUAAAACAAGUUCUUGAAACAUUCAAUGUUAAAUAAAACUUUGUCAUGAAUGUUAACCCUUAAACUCCCAUGAGUGACCAAGACAUAAUUUUCCCCACAAUGUCAAUACAAUAUCAACCAGAUAAGCGAUAAGAAUAAAGACAAAUAUCAAUUUGGCGAUAAUUAGUUAAUCCAAUACUUAAUUCUCUGAACUAACACUGUAAGAAUUGUAUGGUUGACAGUGAGAAGAAUUAGAAAUUGGAUCUGGGAGUCAAAGGGUUAUUAAUGGAUGGGAACCAAAACAUCUGUUAAGCUAUAAUUAUAACAAAUACCUUUCCAUGUAAACAAAUCAUAAUGAAGCAUGAUAUGAAUCAAUUUAAUCUCAUCCAGUUUGAAUAUAGAAUCCAAAUAUAAUUAACUUAUGAAAGGAAUAGGAAAAAGCUCAAUGUGUUUUUCCUGCUUCUAUUAUUCUAAAUAUCACAAAUCAAUCAAGCCACCACUUCAGUGUGAUUUAUUUUUGAUGAUGUCAACUGUUUCUUAUGGACAUCUAUUCUUAGUAUCUAUCUUUUUAUCAGCUGACAUCUGAAAAGAAUCAAGUCUCACAAAUUGUAUGGCAGUCAGUAAGGAGAAUUACUCACGAAAUCUUGAGAGUUAAUGGUUAAGAGACAUAUAGUAAUCAUAUGUACCAGAAAGACAGUGAAUAAAUGUAACAUACUCUAGGAAAGUGUUCUUUAGUACUAUGAAGUUUCAAACUCUUUGAAAUUAAGUUGACUUCAUGAUUCAGAUUUUGGUUAAAGACAUGUAAUAUCUCUUUACAUGGAUGAAAAGAGAAUGUCAUUUAUGAAUUUUAAAAUAAUAAAUGUCAAAAACUUGAAGACGGAAUUAAAAAAACUGCUAAAAUAUGGCAUAUCUAUUCACUGAUAAUUAAAUAAUUAGCUGGCACACGGAGAUAUAAAAGAGGCUUUGUGAAAAAACUAGGGCAAUAAAAUUAAAGAUUCAGGAGAAGCAUAUGACAUCAAGUAGUUUACUGAUGUUCUCACCUGAAUUCAAUCUGGAAAGAGAGCUCUGCAACACUUCUGUUUUGUCUUCUCACACUUCAAUUAAAACAUGAAAUUUAAUUAUUUGCGGGUAUGUUAGGGAGGAAAUUAAAGGAAUGGAUAUAUGUUACAUAAAAAGAAACCCCUUACAAUAAAAACAAAGCAGAAACAUUUUAUCGACAUGUUUAUGCUUCUGAAUACAGCUAUAAUAAGGUUUUUUUGAGCAACUAUCUACAUAUGUAAACCAGGUGCAAUAAACGGUCCUAAAAGCAAUUUUAUUCUAACCUUCCUCCUUGAAGGGUGCCUUGAGAAUUAAGUAUAUCAAGUUAAGUACCUCCAGAGUGAUAAGUCGGGCUUUCGAGGCUACAAAAUAAUAAAAUAAUCAACGAGUUAUCGCAGGCCAAUCUAUUCAGAGUCAAUUAAGUAUAGUUUCCUAAAAUCGUAUGGAAAGUUUAAAAUGUGCUUCACUUGUGCUACAUAUACCCUAUACCCUAGAAAGAAUUAGAUACUUGCGCUCGCCGUUUGCUAUCAUUUGAAAACGUCUUAGGCAAAACAAAUUAAAAUCCGUAAGAUAACUUCUUUCCCCUUAACACCACGACUGUAUUAAACAUUCCAAACGACAAGACAGGAAAUACCUUAAAGAAUACGAAUACCUUGAAAUGUUAUUCGGGCGAUGAACCGGCGCGAGGGUUUUUAGGCGAUGAAUGCCAGUCAUACCGAACUGAUUAUAAUUAUAAACUGAAGCUAGUAUCAAACGACGAUUGGUUAAAAAGGUUUGAAUUUUUUUGGGCCUUAACGUAAGAAAAAACCUAGAUAAGACACGACUUACCUCCUCUUUUUUCUCGGAUCCUUUAUGGUUCGCCUCUCUUUGUUGAUGACCUUUUUUUAGUCUGUUUUCAGGAGCGUCUUUGUAGUUCCUUCUCGCGUUGCUCUUCGCUAGAUAUUCGCCUUUUUACUUCUGCCUUCUCUUGUUCUUUUUCGCGCUCCUCUCAUCGUAUUCUACCUAUUUUGGUGUCCUCUCUAACUUUCUUGUCCGUUUUCUCGACUCGCAAAUUUCAUAAAUUUCAAGCGAACUCGUCGAGCAUCGUGCUCAAAGUCCCGUUUGCGAAGUCAAAAUGAAGCAAUCAGGCCCUCUAUCGCAGAGGGAUUCCCAACUGCACGUUUAUGAGUCACAAUGCAUACCAUGAAAAAAUUGUCGCUGAGAUUUACACACUAAAAGGUGCGACAUAAACUUUCCUUCACUAGCUCGUCGAAGAUGCUGGGAGCCAAUCAGGUAGCAUUUUUCACCAGUUAGAAAAACGAUAGGUCCUAGCUGGAGCCAUGCGCUGUGUUUUUCCACGUUUGAACCAUAUCGAGGUGAUUCAUUCAAUCUUCACUAGCUGUCUUUGGCCUUUAGAGCCGCUCGGAAAAUUUUAAAAAUCCGCUUCCAAGGUUUUGUGGCAGAUCAUAUAGAAAGCAUGGAGAACAAAAAUACAGAGUACAAAACAAAGCGAGGUUCAAAACUGUUCAAAGACUUUUGAGAACGAAGAUAACGAGGAUAGCCAAACGAAUUAAUCAACAAAUACAGAGGCCUUGGCUGUGCUCUGUUCUCCUGUAAAGCAUGCUGAAAGCGGCUAUAGCACGAAAGAAGUUUAACUUUCCGAGUUACUUUUUGUCAAAGAUUAAAGUUCAUUAAAAGCUGUUUUUUAGGCCGCGUGUCCAUUUAAUGACACAUUUGCUACCACAAAUUAAUUUCGAAAACAAUUUUUUGCCUGCAACCAAAGGUGAUUUGAGAGAGACAAAAGAGAGGAUUAAUAAGUUAUUCAUCGGCUUGAUUUGCUUAACAAUACUUUGCUUGAAAAUAUUGCGCAGCCGGCAAAACAAAAUAUAUUUAUGAAAAACGGCCAAGAAGCUAGGAAUUUUCUCAGCGACUCACGAAAGCGUUACUGUGCCUUUGGACAGAGAUAGGAAAUCCGGACCGCACCAGGAACCCAUCAGAUUGCAGGAUACGUUACCGUGCCCUAAGAGAGAAAAUUCAAGGGUUUACAACACGGGGCGUAAUAUUUUUACCAAAAAGAAGGAGCCCCCCCCCCCCCCCCACGAUCCUCAUCCCCAAUUUUACUUUUUACUCCCAUAUUGUCCGUGUAUGGAAGGUUUGUAUAAAAUAUAAACUUUCAAAACUACAUUGUAAUUCCGUUCCUAAUAAAAAUUGUACUCUGUGACACGGUUCAUUAUAAGUAGUCAAUGUUUACAUUUUCAAUUUUCCUCCAUAAUUAGCAAUUGCCACUCUUGCACUUGUUUACGUCGUCCAAAUCACAGACACAACUCAAACGGCAGUGAGAAGAAGCUUGAAUGUUGAUAAUCUCAUGACGUCAGUGGAACGAGUUAUGAUGUACACUAAGCUUGACUCUGAGCCUGGAUACAAAGUAGAAAAACGUCCACCAGAACACUGGCCACGCGAAGGGAAAAUCACCUUUAAAGAUGUAUCACUGACAUAUUACCCGGGAGGACCUCAAGUACUAAAGAAAAUUAACCUUGAAAUCAAAGGCGGAACGAAGAUCGGUAUUGCAGGCCGUACAGGUGCAGGAAAGACUUCUGUUUUGGCAGCUCUACUGCGCAUGCCAGAUGCUGAUGGACAGAUAAUGGUUGACGAUAUUCCCAUAAUGGAGAUUAACAUUCAAGAAGCUCGACGAUGCAUAUCGGUUCUUGGACAAAGUCCAGUCCUAUUCAGUGGAACGCUGAGAAAAAAUCUCGAUCUUUUGGAGCAGUUUCAAGACAAGGAUUUAUGGCAAGCAUUGAGAGACACUCAACUGAAAGACGUAGUUGAGAGCCUGGAGGGACAGUUGGAUUACAAGCUUUCCGAACAUGGCGCAGAUAUCAGCGUAGGAGAAAGGCAGUUGAUUUGUUUGGCUCGUGUCUUGUUACACCGAAGCAAGAUCAUCAUCUUGGAUGAACCCACUGCACACGUAGAUCCAGAAACAGAGCACAAAAUGUGGAGGGUGGUACGCGAGAAACUGAAGGACUGUACCGUAAUUACCAUAGCUCACCGCCUGAGCUCAAUUAAAGAUUGUGAUAUGAUUUUGGUUUUAGAAAAUGGAGAAAUACGCGAAUUUGGCAAGUUUGAUUUAUUAGUGAGAAGAGAGGGAGGUAUAUUGAGUGAAAUGGCUCGUGUCUCAGGUAUCUAA